Messenger RNA from Clavispora lusitaniae ATCC 42720, 1959 nucleotides. RefSeq lists its product as uncharacterized. NCBI's taxonomy places the organism in Eukaryota, Fungi, Ascomycota, Pichiomycetes, Serinales, Metschnikowiaceae. The record is from RefSeq and is a predicted model, not a curated record. Gene Ontology annotation, molecular function: protein binding.
AUGCUAAUUAUUUUAAUUAAUGCAUUUGAUUUUCAUACUUGUAGUUCAUCUUUUCCUACUCUCUCAUUUUCUUUCGCACUCAUCUCCAUGGCCAAGAAAGACAAGAAAAGCAAAGAGGCCAAGAAGGCCCGUGCGGCAGAAAAACAAAAGAAAAACGCCUCCAAGGCCGAAGGCAAACAGAAAAAGUUGGCCAAGAAGCUCGGCGAUGACGAAGACGACCAGGAUAUCGACGCCAUCUUGGCCCAGUAUGCCAAAGAACAAGAAGAGCUCAUGGCGGUUCUGAUUGACGUGUGUGAAAGACCGUCGAAACGGCUCAAUCCGGCAAUGGUGGCCAGCCCGCUCCAGGGAAAGCGAGAGUUGAUUCUUUUCGGCGGAGAAGCCACCGAAGACUCCAAGUCUCGUUUCUACAACGACUUGUACACCUACACGAUCGAAAACAACACCUGGCGCAAAAUCACGUCGAAAAACGCCCCCUUGCCACGGUCGUCCCAUGCCAUGUGUGCCCAUCCAUCAGGCGUGGUGUUGAUGUUUGGCGGCGAGUUUUCGUCGCCCAAACAGGCCACCUUCUACCACUAUGGAGAUACGUGGAUUCUUGACGCGGAAACCAAAGAGUGGGACAAGGUGGAGCAGAAAAAGGGGCCCUCGGCUCGUUCCGGCCACCGCAUGUGUGUGUGGAAAAACUACAUCGUGUUGCACGGCGGUUUCCGGGACUUGGGUGCCUCCACCACUUACUUAAGCGACAUGUGGCUCUUUGACAUCUCCACGUACAAGUGGACACAGGCGGAGUUCCCGCCGGCACACUCGAUUCCCGACGCCCGGUCGGGCCACUCUCUUAUUCCGCAUCCAGAAGGCGCUGUGAUCUACGGUGGAUACACCAAAACGAAAAUGAAGAAAGGAAUACAGAAGGGCAAAGUGUUGACCGACACGUGGUUGGUCAAGAUGAAGGCCGACCCGAAGGGCAUCCGGUUCGAGCGCCGGCGGAAGCAGGGGUUCCAGCCUUCGCCUCGAGUCGGUUGCUCGAUGGUUUUCCACAAGAACAGAGGCAUUUCCUUUGGAGGUGUGUACGACUACGACGAGAGCGAGGAGAAGCUCGAGUCGCAGUUCUACAACACGCUCAUGACGUACCAGACGGAAACAAACCGGUGGUACAAUCUCACGUUGAAGCCACGCAAGAAGAGAAAGCAGGAGACAGUGAAGGAGAAAACGCGAGACGAAGACUUGGAGGACAUUUUGAACUCGAUUUUGGCCAAGGCGAAGUUGAACGACGACACGGAAGAGGCCGACGAAGUGAGCCAGAUCGAGCGGUUGCGCCAGCUCGAAGAGAAGGAAGAACAGGAAGAAAACAAGGCCGACUUCCCCGUGGUCAACCAGUUGCCGCAUCCUCGGUUCAAUGCCACAACUUGUGUGGUGGACGAUACACUCUACAUAUUCGGCGGCAUUUUCGAGCGGGGCGAGCACGAGUUCACGUUGGACUCCAUGUAUGCAAUCGACUUGAACAAGGUGGACGGCGUCAAGGUUUUGUGGGAAGAUUUGUCUGUGUUGGACGAGGAGAUUGUGGACUCGGACGAAGAUGAGGAAGAUGAUGAAGAUGAAGACGAUUCGGACGAGGAAGAAGAGGUUGAGCCAGAAGAGGAAGCAGAAGAGGAAGAGGAAGAAGAAGAGGAAGAAGAGGAGGAAGACGAGGUGCCGGACCCAAGACCUUGGCUUCCACAUCCAAAACCAUUCGAGACAUUGCGUUCGUUCUACAUCCGGACAGGCCCGCAGUUCUUGGAGUGGUCCAUUUCGAGCAACAGAGACGCCCGUGGAAAAUACUUGAAGAAGGCGGCGUUCGAUUUGUGUGAGGACAGGUUCUGGGAGAGAAGAGACGUUUUGCGGGUCACAGAGGAAGAGCUUGAAGAGUCGGGAGGAGUGGGCGAAGUGGUGGAGAAGGAUACUUCAAAGACAACAAAGAGAAGAUAG